This is a messenger RNA of Betta splendens (Siamese fighting fish), 3335 nucleotides long. RefSeq names its product transforming growth factor-beta receptor-associated protein 1. Gene Ontology annotation, biological process: intracellular protein transport; vesicle-mediated transport; autophagy. NCBI's taxonomy places the organism in Eukaryota, Metazoa, Chordata, Actinopteri, Anabantiformes, Osphronemidae. The transcript is spliced from 11 exons. The record is from RefSeq and is a predicted model, not a curated record. The coding region runs from base 359 to 2851 and encodes 830 amino acids. Gene Ontology annotation, cellular component: membrane; cytoplasm.
CCAUCGUCUUACUCAUAUCUACUGUUUUGAAGCUCGUAAAAGACGAAUGUCUUGUGUAAUCGUAAAAUUGUCCUCACACGCCAGGAUGAGCAAAGCAAAGUGCUGAGUCGGGUUUCCUGUCAGGAUGUAGUCACAUGGGGAGGUUAAACUCCUUUCACUCACUUGUGGAGGAGUCGGAGAGAAAGGGGGAUCUGCAGAGAGGUAGGGUCUUGAUUUUAAGACGGUAGCUUUGCUAUAAACAGACUAUCGCUUCUAACUGGACUCCAGAAAGCUUAAACAUUAAGCAGCUUCCUAUUUACUUGCUGGGGAGCUAUUACGUCAGUGACUCCUGACCUGCACAGCAUUGUUACAUUCUUCAAUGGCUUUCAAAGCUUUCACGCAGACGCGCGUCUUUGUAAAGCGAGCGGCCCCAAAGGAAAAGGACAAAUCCUGCAUCCAGUGCCUUGAGUGCCACGGCCCAAAUGUCUACCUGGGGACUAAAGACGCGACAGUCCAGCACCUGAUCCUGCCCAGCGCACAUGGAGAGCUGGGUCCUGUCCAGAGCCCAGCCAGAGAAGGUAGAAUGAGAAAACUAGGCUCGAGCGGCCCAGUGGUCCACCUGAGGACAGUACCGCUUUUCAACCACCUGCUGGUCCUGUGGGAUCGAGGCGUCUCCGCCCUCAACAUGUUUUCCUUAGAGCCGGUUCCCGCUCUGCCGAGGAUCCAGCACGUGUCUUUGUUCGAGGUGCGCGACACGCCGCUCGCGGUACAGAUGCUGACCGCGUCCAGCCGCAGGAAGGCCAUCUGGCUCCACGUGGUGGGAGUGGACAAGUGGGAGGCCGUGAAGGAAAUCCCGCUGCCUCAGGACCCGGUGGCCUUCGCUUUGGACGGCGCCAGUCUGUGUGUGGGCACCUGCAACAGGUAUCUGCUGUGUGACAUUCAGAGCGGCUGCACGGGGGAGCUCUUUCCUCACAGUCACAGCAGAGAGCGUGUCUUCGUUGCGUCAGUGGGACGAGGGGAGUUUCUCCUAAACGGGCCUGAAUCCUUGGGCGUUUUUGUGAUGGAGACAGGAAUAUGCCAGCGCCCCCCCCUGCAGUGGCCGCAGGAGGUGCUGGCAGCCGGAGUGUGUUUCCCUUACAUCGUAGCCCUGCAGCCCCAAGCGCUGUGUGUCUACAGCCUGUUAGAUCAGCAGCACAAACUGACCCUGGGCCUCAGUGGAGCCAGAGGUCUGCUGCCCGUUCCAGAUGGUGUUUUAGUGUUCACGGACAGAGACAUUUCCAGCCUGCGCCUGGUGCCACUCGAGGAGCAGAUCCAGGCUCUCGUGGAGCUCGAGAGCUUUGAAGAGGCCUUAUUGUUGCUGGACGGAGUUCACAGCCGCCGUCCCAUUGACUCGUACAAGGAGCGGCAGAAGGCCAUCACUUGCCUGGCUGGGUUCGCUCAUUUUUACCAGGAGGGCUUUUCCGAGGCCAGGGAUCUAUUCAUCAAAGGCGAACUGGACCCCAGAGAAAUCAUCCACCUGUUCCCCGGCAUGCGGUCGCUCCUCUGCGGUGACUUCCAGCCCCAGUAUGAUGGAGUAAACAAGGGCAGGGCCCUCCAGGUGCUCUGGCAGGACGACAGCAGCGCGCUUCAUCGUUACCUCGCCUUCCUGGGGGAGUUUCUCAGAGCAGUCAGCAGCACCGAGCGAGGCUUGCGGUGCGGAAAGGAGGUGGACUCUGCCCUCUUGAGGCUGUACACAGAACUGGGGGACGCGGAAAAUCUGCAGCAGCUCGCGGAAAUGCCAAACAAAUGCUUGCUGGACCACUGCGUUCCGGUUCUGGAGCAACACAACAGAUAUUUUGCAUUGGGCUCCCUCUAUCAAAGCCAUGGGAAGCACACUAAUGCGAUAGAGACUUGGGUAAAAAUAGCAGACGGCUUCUACAAAGACCCGUCUUGCUCGGACGUGUAUGGCCACAUAGUGUGGACGCUCAGUCGGCUACAAGACAGAGAAGCUGUGUGGGAAUUUGCAGAGUGGACUGUGCGAAGAAACCAGGAGAUGGGUGUGCGGAUUUUCACCCUGCGUCCACUAGAUGCUCAGCUGGAGGUGCUGGACGUCCUGGCUCUCUUAGAGAAGUACCCACGGGCGCUGAUACUCUACCUUGAAUUCUUAAUCCAUGAUUUAAACAACGAGGAGGAAAGGCAUCACAGUCGUCUGGCUCUGGCAUAUGUGAGCCAGGCUCUGCAUGAGGAGGCAGAUUUGAGGGCGACCAGAGGGAAGCUGCAGCAGCUGCUCUGGGAGUCCAGAUUCUAUGACGUCUCCGCAGUACACGAGAGGGUCAAGUCGACCGCCCUCCACGUGGAGGAGGCCAUCGUCCUCAGCAGAGCCGGGGACCACGCGCGGGCGUUGCAGGUGCUGGUUCACCAGGAGAGGGACGUCCGGGCGGCCGAGGCCUUCUGCAGCAGGGCGGCGCGCGGCCGGGGCUCCCAGCGCAGGCGAGCGCUGCUGCUCAGCCUGCUUCAAAUCUACCUGGGGUCCGAGCAGCUCGCCGGCGCCGCCGCGGACCUGCUCAACCGCAACCCCCGCGUCUUCCGGGCCGAGACGGCCGUCCAGCUCCUGCCCGAGGCCUGGUCCGUUCAGCUGGUGUCCCGCUUCCUGGUCGGAUCCCUCAGGGAAAGCUUACACCAGAGGCGGACGGCGAAGCUGCGAGCGGCCCUGUGUCGAGCGGAGCUCCUGCGGCACAAGGUCAUUCGGAUGCAGGCGUCGAGGACAAAGCUCGCGCUGGAUGCGGAGCAGAAGUGCUCGGUUUGCCAGGGAUGCUUUGCUGAGCCACAGUUUGCUCGUAACCCCCGCGGUGAACUGAUGCACACUGGCUGCGCUGGCUUUUUGGCACCAUAAACACACUGGCAGGCACAAAGCAGCGUCUGCUCAUGAAAAACUGUGUGUCUGCAUUCUGGAGAAUCACAAUCAUUUCUAAGUGUCUGCUUCCUACCCAACAAUUUCUCUAGAUUAGACUGCAUCAUCCAGACAAUCUCUCUACAAGCAUUGAAUUCAUAGGCCUUGGACUAGACACAUUCCCUAAUUAGAAAAAAGAAAAUACAUCGUGUAAAUAACUGGUUUGAGAGUGCAAAAGAGCAAGUGCAGCACUUUUUCAGGGCAGCGUGUCUGAAUCAUUUCCUAGAGACACAGAAACAGCUAUAAAGUGAAUUGUGGGGGACACUCAGGGGCAUUUAUUCUCUGAUCGGACAGUGGUGUUUAUCAUGGAAUCCACCUGCGGUCGCCCUGAUGACCACAGGAUGACCAACCUCCACUGCUGUAUAUACGCAUCCAUUUCCACCGGCUGCGUAUAUUUGUCUUCAUAAAGCCGGAAAUAGAAAGUCAA